This is a messenger RNA of Mya arenaria, 4033 nucleotides long. RefSeq lists its product as uncharacterized. Gene Ontology annotation, biological process: negative regulation of gene expression. Gene Ontology annotation, molecular function: transcription corepressor activity. Gene Ontology annotation, cellular component: nucleus; cytoplasm. The transcript has 11 exons. Lineage: Eukaryota; Metazoa; Mollusca; Bivalvia; Myida; Myidae. The record is from RefSeq and is a predicted model, not a curated record. The coding region runs from base 136 to 2397 and encodes 753 amino acids.
UUUGUUUGGUGUUCCUCUACAUCACUUUCUGCUGAGGAAGUGAUACACACAUUGAAGAUAGCAAUCAAAAAGGCUGAACUUUCCUAUGAUUAUGAUGACUCUGCUUUGGCCACAGGGAGGGAAAAAAUAAAGAAAAUGUAUAAUGUUUUACAUGAAGAAGUUCAUUGGAAUACGGAAGGACACGUCAGUGUGUGUAUGUUUUGCUUUCAAGAAGAUUACGAAGAUAUCCAAAAAGAAUUGCAAACUAUUUUUCAAUAUCAAAGAACAGCACAUGAAAAGUCGGGCCAUUCAACUGAUGCUACAGUCAAUGAUCAUAGAGCUCAUUAUUCUAUUGAGAAUGGAAAAAGCCAAACCAUUUCAGUUAGAAAUGAAGAGGUUGUGAAUUUGAAAGCAGAUGUUAUUGUUGUUCUAAAGGAAAAAGAAAUCAUUGGAGAUGCUAGCAAAUGUAUUUCAAAGAAUGGAAAUCAGAUUCUUGUUGAGUAUCCUCAAGCGAGACAUGAGGAAAGUCGGGCAAAGCAUAAAGUAGCGGAGUCAACGCAAUAUGCUCUAGCUGAGAUAAAGAAAGGAAACCAUUUUAAAGUAGCAGUUGCAUGUAGUUAUAGUAAAUCAUGGACAAAUGGAUACAAGUACUUGCAAUUUGUUCUGGUUGAGAUUUUUAGAUUUUUGAAGCAAAAUGCAGGAAUUCGUUAUUCCUUCUUGUUGUGUUCCUCAGAUAAAUUUGGGUACAGUGCUUGUCAGCAAAUACUACGAGAAGGAAAGCCGGAUGAUUAUGAAGAAACAAGUUUACCAAAUGAUGAAAUUGCACAUGCACAAGCACCAGAAGGGAUCGUUCAAACAAAAAGUGAUCCAGUUACAUACACUGUUGAGAAGCCGCUUGCAGCAGAUGACAGCAAUUUGCCUGAGAAAGAAAGCAUGCAAGAUCUCCAAGACAAGCUCAAUAUUGCUCCUUCUACAAUAAAAUUAACAGGAUAUAAUGGUAAGGGUAGAGUUCGUAAAAGAGGCAAUAAGUCAUUGCCUUAUACAGGCGAAAUUUCCCCUAAUUGUGAAAAUGAGCUUAACGAUGAAUGCAGUUAUAACAAAACAUCAAAUGAUGACGCUACCAAAGCAAAACACAAUGCAUCAGGUAGCAAAACAGAUUUGCACAACAGAAAUAAUACACACCCUGCAGCAGAUUCUGAGUAUGAAUCAUCGUCAAAUGUUGUAAGUUCAGGUGGAGCUUCUAAAAAGCAAGCAUUUCAAAUUAAGCAAGAUUCUAGCACUGUAAAACCAAAAUCUAAAAGCUCUUGCUGUGAUAUCCAAGCCAAUUCAUCUGAAAGGAGUCGGACAAAUGGCACAUACACCUUUUCCAAAGAAGGGGGACAUUGGUGCAUUGUUGAUGCAAAGUCAAAAGAAAUGCUUACCGUUCUUGAUUGUGAAGCUGAUGAUAUUUACUUUGAAGGGAUGAAGUUAGUUGUUGUAGAUGAUGAAUAUCAUACAAUCAAAGAAGACGAUGGAGUAGUAGAAUUAAGAAGUGUUCAUAAACAAUCAUUGAUCUCGAAAAAUAAUGAUAACCUACUACAUAACACUACAAAGAGCUUCCAGUGUAAAUCGACUCAAACAAUCCAUACAGAUUUUGAUUGUGAAGGAAUACAGAAGCAAGACGAAGCACCACCACCUCUUCCUCCACGAAAUCCUAUAGAUAGGACGACAACUGUGGUCAAAAGUAAAGCAUUUGGGAAUCCGUUACCAGCAUAUACAAAGAGCCCCAAAAUCACUGAAAAAGAAGCGUCAAGAUCGACACAUGACUCAACCAGACCAAGCCUCAUAGGACAAAACAAACUAAGAGUGCAAGUUUUGAAAGAUGAUAUAAUAAAUGUCAAGGCAGAUGUUAUUGUUAAUUCGACAAGUGUUGACUUAAACUUGGACCGUGGACAUGUGUCAUCACAGAUAAAUAAACUUGCAGGAACAGAACUGCAAAAAGCUUUGUAUAGAAAAGCCAAGGAGAUCAACUUCUGGGAAUACAUUGUUACUUCGGCCUUUGAUCUAAGCAAUUGUAAGCAUAUAUUUCAUUGUGCUCUCGAACCAUUGAACGACAAUGAUGUAACAAAACAGGAGAAAAGCUGUCUAUCGAAGAUGCGAGCAACGGUUCGACUGCUUUUGAAUGAAGCAAAUAGAAUGAGCUGCAAUUCCAUUGCUCUGCCGGCACUUGGAACUGGCUAUCUGGGUUAUAAACCCAGGGAUGCAGCAACGGCCAUAUUCCUAGCUGUUAGUGACUUUGUACAAUUUCAUGGCGAUAGGAGUCAUUUGGAAGAUAUAACAAUUGUCAUAUAUCAGACAGAGGAAAACACAUUUCAGGCAUUUAAGAAAGUAGAAGCAGAAAUGAAACCAGAGUUGGCUACCCUGACGCCGCGUUUUUGAAACGGGUAAGAGGAAAAAUGACUACGGGGCAUAACUGGACACUUUUUAAGCAAUAGUUAUCGACAUUGGCAUUGGUGAGGUUCAUAAUAAUAUCUUAAAUGGAUUACAAACUAUGAUCCAAACAGCAUUAUUAGACUAGAAUGUGCAUUUUGUGUUAUUCUGGGAAGCUGAUUUCUAAGUGAUAUUUCGAUUAGAAAAUCUUUUCUUAAGCCUACUGUAAAGAAUGUGUGAAUGAAUGAUUUGUAUAAAUGUAUGAAUUGUGGGAAUUUAUAAAUGUUCCGAAAUAUUUUAAUUAAUAACCAACUAUUUUUAUAGUUAAACGUUUAUUUCAAAAUUUCGUGUAGUGUAUUUGUAUAAUUCCGAUGUGUGCAUGUAGUUGAUGAAUUAUUAUAAAUAACAAUAAGCUUUUUUGUACAAACAAAAUGUUGUCAUGUCAGAAUAAUUCGUGCCCUAGAAGGUUCAAUUUUUCUAAUUAAUUGCAUUUUGAAACGUUUUUUUGGCAUUCAUGCACAGAAGUUUUAGCUUAAGUACUAACUUAAGUAAGUAAGUAAGUAAGUAAGUAAGUAAGUAAGUAAGUGUAAGUUAGUGCAAUUAAGAAAGUAAGUAAGUAAAUAAGUAAGUAAGUAAGUAAGUAAGUAAGUAAGUAAGUAAGUAAGUAAGUAAGUAAGUAAGUAAGUAAGUAAGUAAGUAAGUAAGUAAGUAAGUAAGUAAGUAAGUAAGUAAGUAAGUAAGUAAGUAAGUAAGUAAGUAAGUAAGUAAGUAAGUAAGUAAGUAAGUAAGUAAGUAAGUGUAAGUUAGUGCAAUUAAGAAAGUAAGUAAGUAAGUAAGUAAGUAAGUAAGUAAGUAAGUAAGUAAGUAAGUAAGUAAGUAAGUAAGUAAGUAAGUAAGUAAGUAAGUAAGUAAGUAAGUAAGUAAGUAAGUAAGUAAGUAAGUAAGUAAGUGUAAGUUAGUGCAAUUAAGAAAGUAAGUAAGUAAGUAAGUAAGUAAGUAAGUAAGUAAGUAAGUAAGUAAGUAAGUAAGUAAGUAAGUAAGUAAGUAAGUAAGUAAGUAAGUAAGUAAGUAAGUAAGUAAGUAAGUAAGUGUAAGUUAGUGCAAUUAAGAAAGUAAGUAAGUAAGUAAGUAAGUAAGUAAGUAAGUAAGUAAGUAAGUAAGUAAGUAAGUAAGUAAGUAAGUAAGUAAGUAAGUAAGUAGGUAAGUGUAAGUUAGUGCAAUUAAGAAAGUAAGUAAGUAAGUAUGUAAGUAAGUAAUUUAUUCCUGUGACAUCUGCUAUUCAAACAAAUUACAGUAUAUCUAUGUGUAUAUGCAUAUAUCAUUUUUCAACAACAGUUACAAUAUAUUAUAAUGCCAUAAUUACGAGCAUGUUAUUUAUAAAUAAAUGAUUCUUCGUAUCUAUGUUAAAAUGUAUUGUUAUGUUAAAUACCAUGGUAUAUACGCCCUAUGUUUUAUUUUGUUGUUGUUGUUACUGUUGUUUUUGUUAGUGUUAUUGUUGCGUUCAAAGACAUAUAUACCUCUUAGAAUGUACAGAAUGUGUGUAUUUUCUCGGGUGUGUGCGUUAUUUUUAUGUUUGUUUUUGAGUAUUUGUGAGUAGAAAUGUUUUCAAACAAAAUCAAUCUUGACAUUAAAAUACCGAGCCCUU